Molecule: messenger RNA, 960 nt
Organism: Saccostrea cuccullata (small rock oyster)
Lineage: Eukaryota; Metazoa; Mollusca; Bivalvia; Ostreida; Ostreidae
Product: protein LIAT1-like
Exons: 3
Coding region: 1-960 (319 amino acids)
Source: RefSeq, a predicted model, not a curated record
AUGAUCGGUUCUAUUGAUGAGGAAGAGAGACAGUAUUACAAGUAUAGAAAUGACAAUCAGUCACUUUCCCUGGUUCAGAAACCACCUUUGAUUUAUUCAAAUAUCUUCUCCUCAUCAAACUUUUUGGUCAAAGGAUUUAACCAAAUACCAGAACAAGUCAAAGGAUUUAACCAUAUACCAGAACAAGUCAAAGGAUUUAAUCAAAUACCAGAACAACUCAAAGGAUUUAACCAAAUACCAGUACAAGUCAAAGGAUUUAACCAGAUACAAGUACAAGUCAAAGGAUUUAACCAAAUACCAGUACAAGUCAAAGGAUUUAACCAAAUAUCAGAAGAAGUUAAAGGAUUUAGCCAAAUACCAGAACAAGUCAAAGGAUUUAAUCAAAUACCAGAACAAGUCAAAGGAUUUAACCAAAUACCAGUACAAUUCAAAGGAUUUAACCAAAUACCAGUACAAGUCAAAGGAUUUAACCAAAUACCACAACAAGUCAAAAUAUUUAACCAAAUACCAGUACAAGUCAAAGGAUUUAACCAGAUACCAGUACAAGUCAAAGGAUUAAACCAAAUACCAGUACAAUUCAAAGGAUUUAACCAAAUAUCAGAAGAAGUCAAAGGAUUUAUACAAGUCAAAGGAUUUAAUCAAAUACCAGAACAAGUCAAAGGAUUUAAUCAAAUACCAGAACAAGUCAAAGGAUUUAACCAAAUACCAGAACAAGUCAAAGGAUUUAAUCAAAUACCAGAAAAAGUCAAAGGAUUUAACCAAAUACCAGUACAAUUCAAAGGAUUUAACCAAAUACUAGUACAAGUCAAAGGAUUUAACCAAAUACUAGUACAAGUUCUCAAAGUAUCUAUCAGGCUGAAGGAUGUGGUGAAGCAGAACUUUAUGCGUCAGGAAAUUGGAAAUACAAGAAUUUUUAGUCAAUUUAAACACAAGAUGUCGCACGAAGAAUAUAUUUACUAA